Molecule: messenger RNA, 471 nt
Organism: Lactuca sativa (garden lettuce)
Lineage: Eukaryota; Viridiplantae; Streptophyta; Magnoliopsida; Asterales; Asteraceae
Source: RefSeq, a predicted model, not a curated record
AUGGUAAGUGAUGUUCCUGUUCUUAAUGAAUAUCCUGAUGUUUUUCCUGAAGAAUUGCCUGGACUUCCUCCAGAUAGGCAAUCUAAAGCUGAUCAUGCCAUCCAUAUUCGCGAAGUAUUAGAACUUCUUCGAAAAGAGAAAUUAUAUGCUAAAUUCUCGAAAUGUGAAUUUUGGCUUCGCCAAAUUCAAUUUCUCGGCUAUGUGAUUUCUUGUGAAGGUAUAUCUGUAGAUCCUACCAAAAUUAAAGCCAUUCAGAAUUGGGAAGCGCCUCGUAAUGCUUCUGAAAUUCGUAGUUUCUUGGGUCUUGCGGGAUAUUACCGGAGUUUCAUUAAAGAUUUCUCACGUAUAGUUGUACCUCUCACGGGUCUUACACGGAAGGAAGUGAAGUUCGAAUGGAGUGAAGCCCAAGAAAAAGCUUUAUCAACUUUAAAAUAUCUUUUGACUCAUGCUCCAAUCGUAUCACUCCCAUAA